UAUGGUUUACUUUGAUCCCUCUUCUCCAUAGGUCAUGGCAGAAAACCUCACCAUGAUCACUGAGUUCCUGUUGUUGGGUUUUUCAAGCCUUGGUGAAGUUCAGCUUGUCCUCUUUGUGGUUUUUUUCCUUCUGUAUCUAGUCAUCCUGAGUGGCAAUGUCACCAUCAUCAGUAUCAUCCGUCUGGAUCGAAGCCUCCAUACACCAAUGUACUUUUUCCUUGGCAUCCUCUCUACCUCAGAGACUUUUUAUACCUUUGUCAUUCUACCCAAGAUGCUUAUCAAUCUAUUUUCUGUGGCCAGGACAAUAUCUUUCACCUGCUGUGCCAUUCAGAUGUUCUUCUUCCUUGGUUUUGCUAUUACUAACUGCCUGCUCUUGGGUGUGAUGGGUUAUGAUCGCUAUGCUGCCAUUUGUCACCCUCUGCAUUACCCAAUCCUUAUGAGCUGGCAGAUGUGUGGAAAACUGGCAAGCAUUUGUGGGAUUGGAGGUUUCUUGGCUUCCCUUAUGGUAGUAAAUUUAGUUUUUAGUCUCCCUUUCUGUAAUGCCAACAAGGUCAACCAUUAUUUCUGUGAUAUCUCACCAGUCAUUCGCCUGGCUUGCACCAAUACAGAUAUUAACGAAUUUAUCAUCUUUAUCUGUGGAGUUCUUGUACUUGUGGUCCCAUUUUUCUUCAUUUGCAUUUCUUAUGUCUGCAUUCUGAGGACUAUCCUGAAGAUUCCCUCAGCUGAGGGAAGGAAGAAAGCCUUUUCUACAUGUUCCUCUCACCUCACUGUUGUCAUUGUUCACUAUGGCUGUGCUUCCUUUAUCUACCUAAGGCCUACAGCAAGCUAUGUGUCCAAUAAAGACAGGUUGGUGACGGUGAUAUACACCGUUGUCACACCUUUACUAAAUCCCAUGGUAUAUAGCCUCCGAAACAAAGAUGUCCAGAUUGCUAUCAAGAAAGUGUUAGGAAAGAAAGGAUCUCUAAAAUUGUACAAAUGA
Messenger RNA from Elephantulus edwardii (Cape elephant shrew), 979 nucleotides. RefSeq names its product olfactory receptor 10R2-like. The transcript has a single exon. Gene Ontology annotation, molecular function: olfactory receptor activity; G protein-coupled receptor activity. Gene Ontology annotation, biological process: G protein-coupled receptor signaling pathway. The record is from RefSeq and is a predicted model, not a curated record. NCBI's taxonomy places the organism in Eukaryota, Metazoa, Chordata, Mammalia, Macroscelidea, Macroscelididae. Bases 35 to 979 code for a protein of 314 amino acids. Gene Ontology annotation, cellular component: membrane.